Oryzias melastigma (Indian medaka) is the source of this 1176-nucleotide messenger RNA. RefSeq names its product proteasome (prosome, macropain) assembly chaperone 1 (gene psmg1). Gene Ontology annotation, biological process: proteasome core complex assembly. NCBI's taxonomy places the organism in Eukaryota, Metazoa, Chordata, Actinopteri, Beloniformes, Adrianichthyidae. Gene Ontology annotation, molecular function: proteasome binding. The transcript has 7 exons. Bases 177 to 1079 code for a protein of 300 amino acids. Gene Ontology annotation, cellular component: endoplasmic reticulum. The record is from RefSeq and is a predicted model, not a curated record.
GUAAGGUAAGUAUUUGAUACAGAGAUUCAUUGAAAGACUGACGAGACAGAGCAGAUGGUUGUCUAAGUGCAUUAGCGAGGUCUCUCCCGGACAAAGAGACAAAGCAGACUGGAGUUUUAAGAUGCUCAGGGUCUUUUGAAGAAGCACAAAGAAAUGGGCGACCAGACGAAAGCCGCAUGAAGCCUUUUAAUCUGUCAAAAUCAAAAGAUUUCCAGCGGUGCCAUCACCUCAGAACUGGCAGAAACCAGAGAGAACCAGAUACGCCCAUCAACUACCUCAAGAACUCUAGCCAGAAGUGUUCAUCAUGGAAAAAAUGUAACCAAAAAGUCACACCUCUGAUGUGGGAAAAACAGACCAGGGAGGUGAACCUGCUCUGGAGUCCUGAAAUCUUGCAGUCCCUCACAUCUGGAAACAAGCUCCAGUGUUCAGAUUUCAUCCUGGCUGUGGGACACAACGCUGCCAGCUUCCUGUCAGCGUACGUUCUCAGCUCGUCAAACUGGGACGCAGUUGGACGUGCGUCGGUGUGGAACGAGAGGAGCCGGGCUGUAGCUGGGCAAAGCAGCGAGGACUCAGCAUGUGUUUUCUACAGACAUAAGGACAACCCAUCAGUUCUGAUCUGCAGAGUGACCUGCUACAUUGCAGAAGACCAGCUUUUUCAGUGGGCAGAGAAGGUGUUCGACUGUGUGCAGCACAGAGGGCUGAACGUGACUGUGCUGUCAGACAGCUCUGUGGCUGAUUACAAGACAGAAAAUUAUCUGUCCAGCAGCUCUGCUCCCUUCCUGCGCUCUCUCCACACCACUGCUUUCAGUGAUCAGCCUGUCUGCCAGUCACUGGAGCAGCCCAACAUAGUCACAGGGCUUCCAGCAGCAGUGCUGAACCACUGCCAGGUCCACUGCAUUGCUGCUGCUGUUUAUCAGUGUUACAGUGAUGUCAUUGGCCCUGACUCUGUCACCAUGGAGACCUAUACGCCUGUGUUAACCAAACUUGGCAAAGUGAUGCAGCUGGUCCAGCCUCCAUCCACAGAUGUCCUCAGCAAGUUUGUCCGAAGCACAGAUAUUCAGAGUAACCUUUAUAUUUGAGUGUCCAUCUUGAACACUGAUGUGUCAUUAAAUUCUAUUUUACUGUAAGGUGCUCACAUGCUUUUUUAAAUAAAUACAUUAAAAGGAUAAAGAAUUC